AUUAUAGAAGAAGAAGAAUAACUCCUGGUCAGCCAGCCCGGCCAGCCCGGCCGUGAGUUUACAUGUGUUUCCCGUGGCACCGGCGAGGUGAGCUGUCCGUAGCAUGUUUGCUAGAUAUGUAGACUGUGAUGAAAGUGAGGGGGAUGAAGACAGUGACGACAUGGAGCCGGAACUGUACAGCCGGCUUCAUUACUGGAGCAGUGGAUCAGUAAAUUCAGAAACAGAGGAGGAAGCGGACCACAGUGCCUCAGAACAUGGAGACACAGCAAAAUACAUUACUAUCUCAGGAGAGUGCAUGGCGUCCACAUCCUUGGACAGGUCACUCCGUUACCUCAGGAACUAUUCAACCAGCUGCGGCCUUCAGUCAGUGACAGGCCUAAGCCUGGAGGUCAGCUCUGAUUUGGAGGACAACAACAUUGACGUGGAGGACUGGAUGCUGGUCGGUGGAGCAGAAAUGGAAGGAGAUCGUAACAUUCAGCUAAACCUGGAGUUUGGGAGGAAAGACAGUGGGUCUGAGGAAAAGUGGCAAAAGAAAGAGGGUGAUCAGAAUCUGUGGGCGAUUUCUGAGAAAGAUAAAAAGACCAUGACACCUUCUCUUCGUUACUUUACGCCUGGUUUAUUCCUCCCAAACUUCCUCCCGAGGGCAGGAAUCGUCUGCUCGAACUGUCGGAAGACUGGCCACAUGACUCGAAACUGCCCUGCUUCCAAGAGACGUGUUUGCUGUGUACUGUGUGGUCAGCAAGGUCAUCGCCAGUCUCUCUGUCCCUGGCGUCACUGCCCUGUCUGUGGACUUCCUGCGGACACGCACCUGACAGGAGUGCAGAGGCCCCCUCACGCAGACCUGGCCCGGCCCAACAGAGCCAGCCAAGCUCUACCUCCAUGCCCCCUGCUGUCUCACUGUACUCAACCCUGCCUCCGCUGUGGACGCAGUGGACAUUUACAGGAGGCCUGCCCAGACCUCUGGAGGCAGUACCAUCUAACGACUGAGCCAGGAGCCCCUAAAAAGUCAGGCAGAAAUGUUAGAAACCCUCGGCCAGAAGGCUGCUACAACUGUGGCAGGAGAGGACACUCUGGCCAUAAGUGUUUUCAGAAGAGGAUGCCGGGGGCUUCUUCCUUCUCCUUUCUUCCACAUGUUUCUCAUUACGACACAGAAGAAGAAAUCCACAAGCGGCAGACUGCUACUCUCAGCUCCAUCAAAGGCUUACUGCAGACGAGGGCUCGGAAGGGGACGUGGCCAGAGAGGCGGCGAGAGCGUCGGGAGACGAAGCGACUGAAAAGAGAGCGAGCGAGAGAGCUCUCCGCAGGGAAGAGAGAGCGCUCCGCAGGGAAGAGGGAGCGCUCCGCAAGGAAGAGGGCGCGCUCCACAGGGAAGAGAGAAGCGUCCAAAACAUCCCAAAAAGGCGGCCUCUGCUCCCCAUCCCACUGCCCCCCUAAAGGUGCUGCUGGGCGAACCCCUUACCCUCACUUUGCUGCCGAGAAAAGAAAGCGAGCGAGAGAGCGCUCCGCUGGGAAGAGAGGAGCGUCCAAACACUCAUCCCAAAAAGACGGCCUCUGCUCCCCAUCCCACUGCCCCCCCAAAGGUGCUGCUGGGGGAACCCCUCACCCUCGCUCCGCCGCCGAGAGGAGGGGUGGCCCCCGGUGGAUGGGCCGCCUCUCGGACAGGCGGCGGAAGUCUGGAGGCCACGGUGGUCGCAACCUGUACCCACCGGACUCCUCGUUCGUCAGAGGCAAGGCCAAGCGCCAGCGCAGAUAGGACUGUGGACUGGGUUGUUUUUUACAAAUGUUUUCUAGGGUGAGAAUAAAUAAAGUGCCACCAGAGAGUGCCAUUGCUCUCUUGAACAGCUUUGA
This is a messenger RNA of Alosa sapidissima (American shad), 1848 nucleotides long. Its product is annotated as zinc finger CCHC domain-containing protein 7-like. The transcript has 8 exons. Gene Ontology annotation, molecular function: nucleic acid binding; zinc ion binding. The coding region runs from base 104 to 1753 and encodes 549 amino acids. The record is from RefSeq and is a predicted model, not a curated record. Lineage: Eukaryota; Metazoa; Chordata; Actinopteri; Clupeiformes; Clupeidae.